Molecule: messenger RNA, 942 nt
Organism: Drosophila hydei
Lineage: Eukaryota; Metazoa; Arthropoda; Insecta; Diptera; Drosophilidae
Product: omega-amidase NIT2-like
Exons: 2
Coding region: 71-922 (283 amino acids)
Biological process (GO): L-glutamine metabolic process; oxaloacetate metabolic process
Cellular component (GO): mitochondrion
Molecular function (GO): omega-amidase activity
Source: RefSeq, a predicted model, not a curated record
UCUGCUCUCAGUCAAAGUGCAAAAAUUAUAUAUUAUUGUUUAAAUUGUAAAGUUACGUAGCGCAGAAACGAUGAGUAAGGUCACUAAUAUUAUGCGUCUUGCUUUAUUGCAGUUGAGGGGCUCAAGGGACAAAGCGGCCAAUGUACUGAAUGCUAUUAGCAAAAUUGAAAUGGCUGUUAAAGAGCAUAAGCCACGUCUCAUAACGUUGCCCGAGUGCUUUAAUUGUCCCUACGGCACGAAAUACUUUCGAGAGUAUGCGGAACAUAUUCCAGAUGGGUAUACCAGCCAACAGCUGUCCAAGGCAGCGUUAGAUAAUCAGAUCUAUCUCAUUGGUGGCACGAUUCCGGAACUGGGCGACAAUAAUGCCAUAUACAAUACAUGCACCGUAUGGGGUCCAAAUGGCGAGCUGUUGGCUAAACACCGUAAAAUGCAUCUUUUCGAUAUUGAUGUGAAAGGCGGCAUUCGCUUUAAGGAGUCGGAGACUCUUUCGGCAGGCAACGAUUUCACCAUUAUCAAUGUUGAUGGCCAUAAGAUUGGUAUUGGUAUUUGCUAUGACAUUCGCUUCGAGGAAAUGGCACGCCUCUAUCGUAACAAUGGCUGUGAGAUGAUUAUAUAUCCGGCUGCAUUUAAUAUGACAACAGGUCCUUUGCAUUGGGAACUCUUGCAACGAUCGCGAGCAAACGAUAAUCAGCUCUUUGUGGUCACAACAUCUCCGGCUAGGGACACCUCUGCCGAGUACGUAGCGUACGGCCACUCCAUGAUUGUGGACCCAUGGGCUAAAGUCCAGAAGACUGCUGACGAACACGAGCAAAUUCUAGUUGAUGAUAUUGACUUUUCGCUGGUUGAACAAGUGCGUCAACAAAUUCCCGUAUUCAGUCAGCGGCGUCUUGAUAUUUAUAGUACCGAAAAGAAAUCCAAGUGAUGUGUUAUGGCAUUUACCGU